Molecule: messenger RNA, 294 nt
Organism: Triticum turgidum subsp. durum (durum wheat)
Lineage: Eukaryota; Viridiplantae; Streptophyta; Magnoliopsida; Poales; Poaceae
Source: the annotation of a GenBank genome assembly
AUGAAGCACGCCGUUGCCAAGCAGCUCGUCGCCGCGGCCAUCGAGCUCGGCAGCGACAUACAGUUCUACAAGAGCGGCGUCUACUCGGGCCCCUGUGGGACGCGGCUCCAGCAUGCCGUCACCGUCGUCGGCUACGACGCCGAUGAGUCCACGGGUGAGAAGUUCUGGAUCGUUAAAAACUCGUGGGGGCAGACGUGGGGCGAGCACGGCUACAUCCGUAUGCAGCGCAAAAUCCUCGGCCCGGGGCUCUGUGGCAUCAUGCUCGAUGUCGCCUACCCGACCAUGUCAAUGUGA